AGGAAGCUUCUUUCGUGGUCAAAAGUUAUUCUCUCAUCUCUACCCAACUUCUCGUAGCCGGAAACAGAAGGAGAACGAGAACGACGGGAACCGGAACUAAAAGAAUAUAUGGUAUUAUAUUCUCAUACUCCACAAACAGGACAAGACUACCACCAUUACAACAUAAAGAUAGACUGGGAAAGCUGUCUCUGUUUACUUUGUAAUUUUUCUGCUGAAAGUCAUUAUUAUUACUCUUAGUUCUGUUUGCGUCACUAUGAUAACUGUCCAGAUUUCAAAAGACGGGAAACCUCUCAUUUGGAGUGCUGAGGUUACAGUUUUUCUCUAUGUUUUUGUAGAAUGGAUCAGAUUACGUGAAGAGUAUCGUAUUGUUGGUGGAUUAAUUGGUGUUUUGCCAAACCUUCCCAAUCAAGAAGUGUUAAAUGGGUUGCCCAUGAGUCUUCUCCCAGAAGAAACGACGUUGCUCUUAGAGAAAAAUAUUAUUUGCCUUAAAACAUUCCCUUCUCUGUCUCGGUGCCCUGGUGAAGGAGUAGUAAAAGCAUUUAAACACCAUUGCCGGUCUGUUCAAGUCGAGCAGGCUGAUCAGAUGAAAGAAGAGCGUAAGUCAGCAUUACUGGGCCUUGUGGACAAAAUAGUAGAAGGAAGACGACGAAAACGUCUUGGCUUAGAUACAAAAAAGAAAAGAAAAAAGGGUAAAUCAGCUGAAAACACAGACAAUGAUGCAGAAGAGAAAGAGAAGAUAGUUGAAUUACUCAAACCCAUUGAAGAAAUAGAGCGCAAAACUGUGCUAGAUGAAGAACUUGCCAAGAUUCCUCCAUUGUCAAGAGAAAACACUCUUGUUCAAACUUUCACAACUUAUCCUUGGUUGUCUCCUGAAGAUGCAUGUCCUGUCAAUUGGACAUUCCCUUCAAAUGAGGAGGAAAGAACUAGGUAUCUAACUUUCAAAGAUUUAUGGACAAAAGGUUUCUACAUAACAACAGGCCACAAAUUUGGAGGAGAUUUUCUAGUAUACCCAGGUGAUCCUGUCAAGUUUCACUCUCACUUCAUAGUGGUUUGUGUUUCUUAUACUAACAGCAUGUCUGUCCAUCAGUUGAUUUCCUAUGGCAGAUUGGGAUCCUCUGUAAGAAAGACUGUUGUACUUGCAUCAUUGCCUCAAGAUUCAUCUGAAGUGAAGUUUCAGUCCAUUAAAUGGGCUGGUUCUUCUGCUGUACCUUUUAGUUAAAGAGAUUGCUGACUGUCUCUGUUCUGUUUUUAAGGCUUUGUUCAGUUUAUGAUCAUGGUACAUGGACCAUGGUACAAGAUUAGGUAAUACAUAUGUUAAAUUAAAGUUUUAUUUAUAGAGGAAAA
Molecule: messenger RNA, 1344 nt
Organism: Frankliniella occidentalis (western flower thrips)
Lineage: Eukaryota; Metazoa; Arthropoda; Insecta; Thysanoptera; Thripidae
Gene: Tsen34
Product: tRNA-splicing endonuclease subunit Sen34
Exons: 5
Coding region: 254-1219 (321 amino acids)
Biological process (GO): tRNA splicing, via endonucleolytic cleavage and ligation; tRNA-type intron splice site recognition and cleavage
Cellular component (GO): tRNA-intron endonuclease complex
Molecular function (GO): nucleic acid binding; tRNA-intron lyase activity
Source: RefSeq, a predicted model, not a curated record